UCACGGAGGUUAUUAAAUAUUUGCAGGAAGCGGAAGAAGCUGCAGCGAAACUUCCGGGAAACAGACAAUAAACAGCCGGGGUGGCGGUCCGAUAUCGAUUAUUGAUUGUUGACUAUCAAGUUAUCGCCGGUCAGUGCGGUCUGCGGCACUCGUAGAGCGAACCGGAAGCACCUGUAACGGCCGCUGAUUGGACACCGCUGGCUCAGUCUUUGGCCCGGUUAGACCCGGAUCGGAGCACCAUGGGAGCACACCGCAGCGACGGAGGCCGGGACUGGCUGCAGCAGGACGGCCCGGAGCAGCCGGAACCGCCGGAGCAGAGCCCGCCGUGGAACCUCAUGAUCAAACACAGACAGAUCCACAGACGAGGACGACGCUCUCACAUGACGGUCAGCUACACAGAUCCUCAGGUGUCCAUGGACCUGCUGAGAGCAGUGCUUCAGCCCAGCUUCAACCAAGACAUCAUGUCCGUGUUCAGCAAGUAUCAGAAGUUCUUUGAGAAGGCAGCGGAGAACGUGAAGGAGAACGUUGGAGAUGAUGUUCAGACAGAUCAGCUGAUCAAGGAGGCCUGCAGAAACGUCCUGGAACACGCUAAGCAACUGUUUCCAGAGGGGGAGGUGAAGAGGGCAGGGCCAGAGGUGGUGAUGAAGAGGCAGCGAGCUGUUGAUGACGACUGCAGCCAGAGAGGAAGCCCGCUGCUCAAGAAAAGGAAGAUGCGUCCAGGUCCUGUGGCUUCAUCUGAUCGACCUCUGACCUUCUCUGUAGUGAAGCCCAAGUCUGAACCCAUCAAGAAGGAGGGGCCAAAGUGGGAUCCGUCCAGACUCAGCGAGAGCAGCACGUUCGUUCUCGGCUCCAGAGCCAACAAGGCGCUGGGGAUGGGUGGGACCAGAGGACGGAUCUACAUCAAACACGCCGACCUGUUCAAGUAUGCAGCAGAUGCCAAGGAUAAGCAGUGGCUGGCAGAGCGACACCACAUGAGGGCGACAGGAGGGAAGAUGGCCUACCUGCUGAUAGAGGAGGACAUCCAGGAUCUGUCCCGCAGUGAUGAGUACAGGGACUGUCCGGAUGUCAGGAUGGACGAGUUGAAGCCAUUCACAGUUCCUCAGUGGAUGGUGGAGAAGAUGCAGAGAGCCAUGGAGGCUCAGAGAGAUGCUGACCUCUGACCCUAAUACACUUCUAAGUCUUCCCCCAUUAGGUCUGUAGUAACCACAGAUUAGAUAAAAGAUGGGCCAAUCAGAGAAGAGGACUGCGAUCAUGUGACCAGUUUUUAUUUGCACUGUUUUUAAAAAAAUAAAACAUGUUUGCAACUCUU
This is a messenger RNA of Archocentrus centrarchus (flier cichlid), 1309 nucleotides long. RefSeq names its product deoxynucleotidyltransferase terminal-interacting protein 1. Gene Ontology annotation, molecular function: DNA binding; nucleosome binding. Gene Ontology annotation, cellular component: nucleus. The transcript is spliced from 13 exons. The record is from RefSeq and is a predicted model, not a curated record. Bases 240 to 1160 code for a protein of 306 amino acids. NCBI's taxonomy places the organism in Eukaryota, Metazoa, Chordata, Actinopteri, Cichliformes, Cichlidae.